Messenger RNA from Corythoichthys intestinalis (scribbled pipefish), 2023 nucleotides. RefSeq names its product death-associated protein kinase 2a (gene dapk2a). Gene Ontology annotation, biological process: positive regulation of apoptotic process; protein phosphorylation; intracellular signal transduction. Lineage: Eukaryota; Metazoa; Chordata; Actinopteri; Syngnathiformes; Syngnathidae. Gene Ontology annotation, molecular function: ATP binding; protein serine/threonine kinase activity. Gene Ontology annotation, cellular component: nucleus; cytoplasm. The record is from RefSeq and is a predicted model, not a curated record. Bases 198 to 1676 code for a protein of 492 amino acids. The transcript has 8 exons.
GACUCAAAGUGUCUCCAUCCAGGGACAUUUUCCACCCACUGUAGUACUCGGAUUUUCAGAGAAGAAAUAACGUAUGCUGCCAUAUCCAGAACGUAUGUUGUCAUAUCCAGCACUUGAAUUGCAAUGCUUCCUUUUCGCGGUCUUUUAAGGGAUUAAGCAGCACUUCUUAAACAAAAGUGAGGACUGACUGAAAAAAAAUGGAAAUUUUCAAGCAACAGAACGUUGAAGAUUUCUAUGAAAUCGGGGAAGAGUUGGGAAGUGGACAAUUUGCCAUUGUGAAGCAAUGCACAGAGAAAAAUACAGGAAAGGAAUUUGCUGCUAAGUUUAUAAAAAAGCGUCAAAGUAUUGCCAGUUCUCGGGGAGUUCGGCUGGAGGAGAUACAGCGGGAAGUGCAGAUUCUACAGGAGAUUCAGCACCAGAAUAUUGUCACUCUACACGAUGUCUAUGAGAACCGCACUGAUGUGGUUCUCAUCCUGGAGUUGGUCUCUGGGGGUGAGCUGUUCGACUUCUUGGCCCAGAAAGAGUCUCUCAGUGAAAACGAAGCAACCCAAUUCAUCAAGCAAAUCCUUGAGGGGGUGAACUACCUCCACUCCAAAAAAAUUGCCCACUUCGAUCUUAAGCCUGAAAACAUAAUGCUGCUUGAUAAGAAUGUACCAAUGCCAAGGAUUAAGCUCAUUGAUUUCGGUCUUGCCCACAAAAUUGAAGCCGGAGUGGAAUUCAAAAACAUCUUUGGAACCCCUGAGUUUGUUGCACCUGAGAUUGUCAAUUAUGAGCCAUUGGGUUUGGAAGCAGAUAUGUGGAGCAUUGGAGUCAUAACCUACAUCCUAUUGAGUGGUGCUUCUCCUUUCCUCGGUGAGACUAAACAGGACACAUUGAAGAACAUCUCAGCCAUAAAUUAUGAGUUUGAUGAUGAGUUCUUCUGCAACACCAGUAAACUGGCCAAAACGUUCAUCAGUCAUUUGCUGGAAAAGGACAAAAGGAAAAGACUAACAAUUAAAGAUGCUCUUAAUCACCCUUGGAUUAAGUCUAAUGAGCACACGGAGGAGCAUAAAGGCCAAGACCUGCAAAAACGAGAGAGGCGCCAGCUCAAGACCAAGCGUUUGAGGGAGUACACUAUUAAGUCCCACUCAAGCAUGCCACCCAAUAACACCUAUGUAAACUUUGAGCGCUUUGCUCAAGUUGUGGAAGACAUUGAUCAAAUGGAACGGUCGUUCCUAAGCUUGGCAGCAUCCCAUGAUUCUCUGCAAGAAGAUAUUGAUGCUACAGUUUCUAUAUACAAUGAGAAAGAGGCUUGGUACAAGGAAGAGAGUGAAGGACUGCACCACGAGCUCUCGCAAAUCCGUUACGAGUUCCGUAAGGUGGAAUCCUUGAAGAGAAGUCUGCAGGACGAAAUGCAGACUUUUAGCUCCAGCCUGAGUGGCAUCAGCAGCCGCUACCAGGAACGGCAGAAUCAUUUUGAUGCACUCAACCAAGAACUUAGCAAUGAGCUGAAAUGGGUGCAGGAGGUCAUGGGUUCAUUUUCCACCGAAGGUGCUAGUUACCCCAACGUCAACUUUUCCACUGUCUUCAACAACGAGGUCAAUGAAGCUCUGAAAGAGUUGAUGAACCGCCCUUGUGAAGGAGAUCUGCUGUCUGGGAUCAACCUGGACUUAAACGAACCUGGCCAACAAAGAUAGAUUUAUUGUUUCAAGUUCAAUCGAUUCUGAAUGCAUGUACAUUAAAUACAGUGGUAUGCAAAAAUUUGGGUGCCAACAAUCAUAUUUUUAAGAUUUUGCUUUGUAGAUCACUGUUUGUUUGGAAUAAAAAUUUCAGUUAAAUACUAGUAUAUCAAACAGCAGAUGAAAACAGCAAUAUUUGAGCUUACAGGAUAAACAAAAAGUGUAUAUACUGUAAUUUUCGGAUUAUAAGGCGCACCUGACUCCAAGUCGCCACCCACCAAAUUUGACACGAAAACGGGAUUUGUUCAUAGAUAAAUCGCACUUGCCUAUUAGCCGCAGCUGUCCUCACUGUAUAAUGGGAUAUU